Molecule: messenger RNA, 2858 nt
Organism: Poecile atricapillus (Black-capped chickadee)
Lineage: Eukaryota; Metazoa; Chordata; Aves; Passeriformes; Paridae
Gene: EXT1
Product: exostosin glycosyltransferase 1
Exons: 11
Coding region: 348-2573 (741 amino acids)
Cellular component (GO): membrane
Molecular function (GO): glycosyltransferase activity
Source: RefSeq, a predicted model, not a curated record
GAGCGUGGCGGAGCCGAGCGCCGGCAGCGGCGGGAAGGCGGGAGCGGCGCUGCCCGGUGCCCGCCCCGCGCGGGGGGCCGGCCCUGAGUGCAUGCGGGGCGCCCCGCCGGGCCGCCGCCGGGCCGCCGCCCGCCGCCCCUGAGACACCGGCGGCGAGAAAGUUGCGGCGGUCGCCCACAUGCGCGGCCGCGGCCGGCGGCUUGGGGAACGGCGCCGAGCGGAGGUGGGCGAAGAGAGUUUGAAGCGCUCGCCGGCGGGAAGAUGGCGGAGCGGAGCUGAGAGCGGCGCCCGGCGAGCUCGGGCUGCCCCCGCCUUCCUCCGCAGCCCCCCGGACCCCCGCCGGACACAUGCAGGCCAAAAAACGCUACCUGACGCUGCUCUCUGCCGGCACCUGUCUUGCCCUGCUGCUCUACCUGGGAGGCGUGCGGCUGCGGGCGGCCCGGCACCCGCCGCCCGGUAGCCGGCAUGGCCCGCGCCCCGGCGGCGCCGAGCGGCCCUGGCCCCGCUUCCCCGACGCCCUGCGGCCCUUCGCGCCCGCCGAGCGCCCGGGCCCCGAGGGCGGCGGGCGCGUCUCCCCCCGUCAGCGGCGGGACUCCAGCGCCGGCCUCUACCGCGGGCGCCGCUGCCGCAUGGAGUCCUGCUUCGACUUCGCCCAGUGCCGGAAAAACGGCUUCAAGGUCUACGUGUACCCGCAGCAGAAGGGGGAGAAGAUCGCUGAGAGCUACCAAAACGUCCUGGCCGCUAUCGAGGGCUCCCGGUUCUACACCUCGGACCCCGGGCAGGCCUGCCUCUUCGUCCUCAGCCUGGACACGCUGGACCGAGACCAGCUCUCGCCCCAGUAUGUGCACAACCUCCGCUCCAAGGUGCAGAGCCUCCACCUGUGGAACAACGGCAGAAACCACCUAAUUUUUAAUUUAUACUCUGGUACCUGGCCCGACUACACUGAGGAUGUGGGAUUCGACAUUGGCCAGGCUAUGCUGGCCAAAGCCAGCAUCAGUACUGAAAACUUCAGACCCAACUUUGACGUUUCUAUCCCGCUCUUUUCUAAGGAUCAUCCUAGGACAGGAGGGGAGAAGGGAUUUUUGAGGUUUAACACCAUCCCUCCUCUCAGGAAGUACAUGUUGGUAUUCAAGGGGAAAAGGUACCUGACGGGGAUAGGGUCAGACACCAGGAAUGCCUUAUAUCACGUCCAUAACGGAGAGGAUGUUGUCCUCCUGACCACCUGCAAGCAUGGCAAAGACUGGCAAAAGCACAAGGAUUCGCGCUGCGAUCGAGACAACGCCGAAUACGAAAAGUAUGAUUACCGUGAAAUGCUGCACAAUGCCACUUUCUGUCUGGUUCCCCGUGGCCGCAGGCUUGGCUCUUUCAGGUUUUUGGAAGCUUUGCAGGCUGCCUGCGUCCCGGUCAUGCUCAGCAACGGAUGGGAGUUGCCGUUCUCGGAAGUGAUUGACUGGAACCAAGCUGCCAUCAUAGGCGAUGAGAGAUUGUUAUUACAGAUUCCUUCUACAAUCAGGUCUAUCCAUCAGGAUAAAAUCCUAGCACUUAGACAGCAGACACAGUUCUUGUGGGAGGCUUAUUUUUCUUCAGUUGAGAAGAUUGUAUUGACUACACUAGAGAUUAUUCAGGACAGAAUAUUUAAGCACAUAUCACGUAACAGCUUAAUAUGGAACAAACAUCCUGGAGGGUUAUUUGUACUGCCACAGUAUUCCUCAUAUCUGGGAGAUUUUCCUUACUACUAUGCUAAUCUUGGUCUGAAGCCUCUUUCCACAUUCACUGCCGUUAUCCAUGCAGUAACUCCCCUGGUUUCCCAGUCUCAGCCUGUGCUGAAACUCCUGGUUGCUGUAGCCAAGUCCCAGUACUGUGCACAGAUUAUUGUUUUAUGGAAUUGUGAUAAACCCCUCCCAGCCAAACACCGCUGGCCUGCCACUUCUGUGCCUGUCAUAGUCAUUGAAGGAGAAAGCAAGGUUAUGAGCAGUCGCUUCCUACCCUACGACAACAUAGUGACAGAUGCAGUGCUAAGCCUGGAUGAGGACACCGUGCUUUCAACCACUGAGGUGGAUUUUGCCUUUACAGUUUGGCAGAGCUUUCCAGAGAGGAUUGUAGGGUAUCCUGCACGCAGUCACUUCUGGGACAACACUAAGGAAAGGUGGGGGUAUACCUCCAAAUGGACUAAUGACUAUUCCAUGGUAUUGACAGGAGCUGCUAUUUACCACAAAUAUUAUCACUACCUGUACACUCAUUACCUGCCUGCCAGCCUAAAGAACAUGGUGGACCAACUGGCCAAUUGUGAGGACAUUCUAAUGAAUUUUUUGGUGUCAGCCGUGACAAAAUUGCCUCCAAUCAAAGUAACACAGAAAAAACAGUAUAAGGAGACCAUGAUGGGACAGACAUCCCGGGCCUCGCGCUGGGCCGACCCUGACCACUUUGCCCAGCGGCAGAGCUGCAUGAACACUUUUGCCAGCUGGUUUGGCUAUAUGCCGCUGAUCCACUCGCAGAUGAGGCUCGACCCUGUCCUCUUUAAAGACCAGGUCUCCAUCCUGAGGAAGAAGUACCGAGACAUUGAACGACUCUGAGGACGCUGCUGAGGGGGCCGAGCCGCCCUCGCCCGUGUGGGAGCCAGACUGUGCCACCGACAGCGAGCGCCCGACCCCGCCAGCCGCCUCCCGGUGCCGGGGCCCGCGGCUCCGACUGCGCCGAACCGCCGGCAGGCUGCUGUCGCUGAGACUAGGUCGUGUACAGUUUCAUUAUGGAACAUUAAAUAAUUAUUUUUGAAAUGAUUGCUAUGCAGGUUUAAACUUUUUUAAUGAUCAAAAAAAAAAAAAACCCUAUUAAAAACAGAGUUCUUUCUUUAAUCAAAA